UUUGGAGAGGAUGAGGAGUCGUUGGGUGAAGCAUGAGCUGCCAGGGUAUCGGUCUUAGACGACUGUCUGUGCUGCUCCUAUGGGAGGGGCUCGCUCUGAGCCUGUGCUGCUACUGGACCGGGACUUGGGUUGUUGCUGCUGCAGCCGGGCCCAGUGAUGAUGGUGGUACCGCUGGGCCCAUGGGCUGGUUGCUGUCGGACAAAGGGCCCUUCCACCACUCUUUGGAUUUCACUGAGUCGGUGGAGAGACACCAACAGGGCUACACUACCAGAUACAAGAUGUUCAGGGAGUUCGGCCGAUGGAAAGUCAACAGCCUGGCGGUGGAGAGGCGGGGCGGCAGCGGCCUGGCUCCGCCCCUUGACCCUGACUUCAUGCGCACAGUCAGGCAGUUGGGGCGGCGGCCCACCCUCCGCAGGAUCACUGAGACCAUUAUCAAGAAGUACGGGACUCACCUCCUGCUGUCCGCCACUCUUGGAGGGGAGGAGUCCUUGACGAUAUUUGUGGAUAAGCGGAAGCUGAGCCGAGGCCCAGAACCAGGGGCUGGAGCUGAGGGCAGCAGCCACAACAAUACGGGGGCUGGGGUGGUGACCCUGGAGGCCCUUCACCAGCUGGCUGCCUCCUACUUCACCGACAGGGAGAACACCCUGCGCCGUCUCCACCACCUCCAGAUCGCCUCCACCGCCAUCAGGGUGACUGAAACCAGGACAGGCCCCCUUGGAUGCAGUAACUAUGAUAACCUUGACUCUGUCAGCUCAGUACUGGUCCACAGUCCAGAAAACAAAAUCCAAUUACAAGGACUCCAGGUCAUUCUGCCAGCGUACCUGCGGAGCCGCUUCGUCCAGGCAGCCCUCAGCUACAUCGGCUGCAACUCGGAGGGCCAGUUUGUGUGCAGGGCCAGUGACUGCUGGUGCCAGUGUAGCCCGGACUUCCCACAGUGCAACUGUCCACAGACGGACCUCCAGGCCCUGGAGAACAACCUGCUCCGCCUCAGAGAGGCCUGGACACUGGCCAACGAGGAGUUUGAGGAAUCAGAGGAGUUCCAAAGCUUCGUCGGAAGGCUGCCAACCCAGUACGCGGUGAACAAAUCUGUCGUGGAACACUUUUGGAGGACGGAUGGGGGUCUGCUCCAGCGCUACAGGCAGCUGGAGACCAUGAGAGGCCUGCUUCUCGACAAAGCGCGCCACACCGCUAACAAGCUCUUCAGUCUCAUUAAGAGAUGCCGCCAUCAACCCAGAAUUGUGCUGCACAGGGAGAGACCCCUCCGCUACUGGCUGAGCUACAUCCUGUCCCUCCUGUACUGCAGUGAGAACGACCACAUCGGCGUGUACUCUGAGCAGACCAGGAGCUGUUCCUGCCCCUACCACCACUCUUCCUGCCAAGGCCCUGUCCCCUGCUCUGUGGGAGAAGGCCCCCGCUGUGCGUCUUGUUCCCCCGAGAACCGCACCCGCUGCUCCAGCUGCAACCCGGGCUUCUUUCUAGGCCAGGGGCUCUGCCGACCCGCCGUACCUGACCCCACGGAUCCUUACCUGGGUUUGGAGAGCGACCGCGACCUUCAGGACUUGGAGCUGCGCUACCUACUCCAGCGCCGCGACUCGCGCAUUGCCCUGCACGCCAUCUUCGUCAGCAGCGAUGUGCGCCUCAAUGCCUGGUUUGACCCGUCGUGGCGGAAGAGGAUGCUGCUGACGCUGAAGAGCAACCGCUACAAGUCCAACCGCGUGCACAUGCUCCUGGGGUUGUCGCUCCAGGUGUGCCUGACCAAGAACAGCACGCUGGAGCCUGCGCUGUCCGUGUUCGUCAACCCGUUCGGGGGCAGCCACUCGGAGAGCUGGACCAUGCCGAUCGGCCAGCACGGCUACCCCGACUGGAACAGGACCAAGCUGGAUAUCCCCCUGGACUGCUACAACUGGACCUUGACACUGGGCAACCGGUGGAAGAGCUUUUUCGAGACCGUCCAUUUCUACCUGAGGAGCCGCAUUAGGGAUUCGGGGCCAGGCUCAGGGGUUGGGGGACACAGAAACGCUAGUAGAACGUACUUUGAACCACCAGAGGGCGCCGUGGAACCUGUGGAGGCGUAUUCAUCCCAGAACAUGGGCUACAUGAAGAUCAACAGCAUGCAGCUGUUUGGAUACAGCAUGCACUUUGACCCAGACGCAAUCCAGGACCUAAUCCUGCAGUUGGACUACCCGUACACCCAGGGAUCCCAGGACUCAGCCCUGCUGCAGCUGGUAGAGGUCCGCUAUAGGGUCAACCGCCUCUCCCCUCCAGGGGCUCAGCCUAUGGACCUGUUCUCGUGUCUGCUCCGUCAAAGACUGAAACUGUCCAGUUCAGAAGUGACCAGAAUACUGGCUUCUCUACAGGCUUUCAGUGCCAGACAACCAAACUUUGUGGAGUACGAGGCAACCAAGCUAUGUAGUUAAUAAUGGGCAGGUGGGCGGGGCCAAUGUGAUGUUUUUUGUAUUAACCCACUCAGAUACAAUGUCAGCCCCAUAGCCUAUAUCUGUUUGUGUUGGUGUUUGCCGUUCAUGGCUUUAUUUGUAUAUAAGUGUCAUUAAAUUUGAUGUUUUUAUCAAUACCGGUCAAAAGUUUGGACACACCUACUCAUUCAAGAGUUUUUCUUUAUUUUUUACUAUUUUCUACAUUGUAGAAUAAUAGUGAAGACACCAAAACUUUGAAAUAACACAUAUGGAAUCAUGUAGUAAAUAAAAAAGUAUUUGCCUUGAUGACAGCUUUGCACACUCUUGGCAUUCUCUCAACCAGCUUCACCUGGAAUGCUUUUCCAACCAUCUUGAAGGAGUUCCCACAUAUGCUGAGCACUUGUUGGCAGCUUUUCCUUCACUCUGCGGACCAACUCAUCCCAAACCAUCUCAGUUUGGUUGAGGUCGGGGGAUUGUGGAGGCCAGGUCAUCUGAUGCAGCACUCCAUCACUCUCCUUCUUGGUAAAAAAUCCCUUACACAGCCUGGAGGUGUGUUGGGUCCACUAAGUCAAACCAGGUGGGAUGGUGUAUCGCUGCAUAAAGACACGGCGGUUGGAACCAAAAAUCUCCAAUUUGGACUGAAGACAACAGGGCAAAUUUCCACCAGUCUAAUAUCCAUUGUGUCUUGGCCCAAGUAUGUCUCUUCUUCUUAUUGGUGUCCUUUAGUAGUGGUGUCUUUGCAGCAAUGUGACCAUGAAGGCCUGAUUCACACAGUCUGCUCUGAACAGUUGAUGUUGAGAUGUGUCUGUUACUUAUUUGGAUUUGUUUAACACUUUUUUGGUUACUACAUGAUUCCAUAUGCAUUUUUUCAUAGUGUUGAUGUCUUCACUAUUAUUCUACAAUGUAAAAUAAAGGAAAACCCUUGAAUGAGUAGGUGUUCUAAAACGUUUGACCGGUAGUGUACAUUGGAAAGAUUUGGAAAAAAGCAUCCCUUUUUCCCUUUUUACAGAAAAUGCUGCAAUUUAUUAUUGGAUAGAGAGGAUUUGAUCUCCUUUAUACAGGUAUCAAAUCAGCAUAUAUUCCAAAUGUAUAUGACCACUGUGUUAUUACAGUGGAUUAUUGGAUUGAUACUAACACACACCUACUGAAACCUAUGUAAGUCAUUUGCUAAUGGAAGGAGAACGAGGUGCUGCAAAUGUGCUGUGUUAGUACUGCCCAUCUGGAGCUGCAGAACACAGUGUCUCAUAAUGUCUCCGUUCUGUAACAGCCUUGGCACAUAUUACCAAGGGUAUAGUGAGGACAGUAGCCUCCGCCCCUGUCUCUGGCUGCCAUUCACACUCACUGUGAUGGAUGAGAGAGGGAGGUAGAGAGACAUGCACAGCAUCAAACACAGGCUAGGUAUCAAUAGCCUUUAUCAGAGAUAAUUAGCUCACAGAGCAAAUAGGGAGUUGAUUGAAGGCUCAAUGACCAAGGGUGAAAUUAGACCCGAACUCCCAAAAGAACUGUUGUCUCUAGACUACAGUGUCAGCUGUUUGAGUAUGACUUGCAUCUUAGAUAGCACUUGCAGAAGUGGCUUGUCGUCGCUUAAUCUAGAUUCGUAAGACGUUCCCCCCUGGGGUUAAGGAGUUAAGGUGGUUAUCCAUCCUGGCUCUUCCCUCUGUUGUAACGCUAACUUUAAGGGAAAGAGAAAGUGGGUAGAAACAUAAGCAAUUAACUUGAAAACACUACCAAAUGACGCACUCGUUGUUCUCAAAUUCGGUUAUGGGCUAAAUUAUUUUCCUAUUUAUUUAUUAAAUGCAGUCAUUUAGUUUGUAAGUAAAUUGGAUUUCCAAAUUCGAUAGACUGAAUCCUUUUCAGUGAGGUAAGGUUUAUUUUUUUUUAAAUGUCCUAGAAGCAUUUGCAUAUCUAAAUGGAAUGUGAAGUAAUUAAAAUCAUGGCUGAGUAAACAAACAGCGAUGUCACGCAUGUGCAGCAUACAUUGACAUCUGAAGUAAACCCCUCAGUGUGACAAGGCCCAAGUGUGCUCAAACAAACCCUUUAAAAUGUCCUUGAUUGUGGGGUUGCAAAAGUCCCUGACUACUAAUCUUUACACUGUUUUGUGUUUCAAUACGUUACUUACCAAGGAUUGUUGACCACCGAGAUUUUUUUGUAAUCGUGGUCUUUAUUGUGUGAUUGCACAACAUGUAGGCCUAUAUCUGCUAAUGUAUAGGUUUUAAACACACACACAAUCAAACACACACACACACAUACACACUGAGCGAUUAGCUGAGGCUUUGGGCAGGGCAGUGGGCCUCGGAGGAAACAUGAGUAAGACUAAUAAUAUAAUGUGUCUGUUUUACAAGUGGACUGGCGAGGGGAUGGCGGGUUGCGGUGAAGGACAAGAGUUUAUGGAGACGAGUCUCUCAGGAGAGGCAUUUAAAAUAAUGGCUGACAAUCCACAGGAAGAACACAAUGAGCUGGCAGUCCAUCAAGACAGUCUAAAGGGAAAUCUGUGAGUGUUUGGUAUUCAUCAUACAGCAGCCGUUCCUCUUUAUGAAACAGCCCUGCUGGUUAAGCCGAGCCAAGCUCUACUGCUGUUGAAGCCGAGCCAAGCUCUACUGCUGUUGAAGCCGAGCCAAGCUCUAAUGCUGUUGAAGCCGAGCCAAGCUCUACUGCUGUUGAAGCCGAGCCAAGCUCUACUGCUGUUGAAGCCGAGCCAAGCUCUACUGCUGUUGAAGCCGAGCCAAGCUCUACUGCUGUUGAAGCCGAGCCAAGCUCUACUGCUGUUGAAGCCGAGCCAAGCUCUACUGCUGUUGAAGCCGAGCCAAGCUCUACUGCUGUUGAAGCCGAGCCAAGCUCUACUGUGCUGGCCUAGUUAGGCAUCCACCACUGGAACGUUUCUGGAAAGAAGUGACAGAGUAAAAAUAAAUGAUCAGAGCCAAUAGGAUAUGUUUCACAAUAGUGUGAAAAUAGGAAAUGUGAGCAAAAUGGAUCCACUUACAGGAAUAGAGCAGUAACAACCUGUUUUGCCCCCAGCAAGAGUAGCUGCUGCCUUGGCAACAGCUAAUGGGCAGUAGCAGUGUGUGGGUAAUAUCACUGAGGAAGCCAAGCCAAGCCAGUUAAAAAGCCAUAUUACAGCCUGUUGUAAUAAUUGCGUUGUUUGUUCUAUAACCCAUUUGUUCAUACGCCACCGUGAUCUACAAUAACACCCUGAGAACAAACACACAGUGGCAGAAUAUAUUACCUUUAUUUUACUAGGCAAGUCAGUUAAGAACAAAUUCUUAUUUUCAAUGACGGCCUAGGAACAGUGGGUUAACUGCCUGUUCAGGGGCAGAACGACAGACUUGUUAACAUGAGCCUACCAGGCUACAUCUAGGCUACAUAUGGAACUUCAAUCGUCUCAGGCCAGUGGCACAACAUAUUAAUUUAUGGUUAGAUCCGAAUCUCUGUCAUAAUCAUUGAUCUGUACAGAAAUUAUUUGAUUUGAUUUGAGAAUUAAGUCAAAGCUACAUGUCCAAAUCCCCAUCAUCGUCCAUGGCUUAGGAAAAGGGACGAUUUAGAAAGCUAGCUACUGUAGCACAUCAACACAAGCAGACCGACCAUAAACUGACACAUUUUUCUGACAAUUAUGACGUUUUUCUUAGGAUGUGAUUUGAUUUGUGUGAAGAGAAAUCCAAAAUGGGGGUGGGGCGGCGGACAGCCCACAGUUGAGCUCAGUGCAACGAUGAAUUGCUAAUUAUUUUAUAUUUUUUUAUAAAGGGAAGUAAAUGCUUGCUGGCAUCAAUCAAUCAAAUGCUACGGCAGUAACAUGUCAUACUCUUUUGUUCCAGACAGCAUCAGAUACAUGGGCUACACAUACAGAGACAGAGGGGCGCUGUUUCCCUCACUCGGAUGAUUUCUCCCGUGAGAUUCAGCCACUUGCGAAAAGAUGGAAAAUUAUGAAAACACAGAGAGACGAGAGACAUUAUUUUAUCAUUAAAAAAAUGGUAGUGGUCAAAUAUCCAUGAUUACGCACCAGUGCUAAUGGGGAUCCUAAUAAAUAUGAAAUACUAAA
Oncorhynchus kisutch (coho salmon) is the source of this 6447-nucleotide messenger RNA. RefSeq names its product BMP/retinoic acid-inducible neural-specific protein 3. Gene Ontology annotation, biological process: nervous system development; negative regulation of mitotic cell cycle; positive regulation of neuron differentiation. Gene Ontology annotation, cellular component: cytoplasm; neuronal cell body; dendrite. Bases 33 to 2417 code for a protein of 794 amino acids. The transcript is spliced from 7 exons. NCBI's taxonomy places the organism in Eukaryota, Metazoa, Chordata, Actinopteri, Salmoniformes, Salmonidae. The record is from RefSeq and is a predicted model, not a curated record.